Messenger RNA from Papaver somniferum (opium poppy), 336 nucleotides. RefSeq names its product SKP1-like protein 11. The transcript has 2 exons. The record is from RefSeq and is a predicted model, not a curated record. Gene Ontology annotation, molecular function: cullin family protein binding. Bases 1 to 336 code for a protein of 111 amino acids. Gene Ontology annotation, biological process: SCF-dependent proteasomal ubiquitin-dependent protein catabolic process. Lineage: Eukaryota; Viridiplantae; Streptophyta; Magnoliopsida; Ranunculales; Papaveraceae. Gene Ontology annotation, cellular component: cytoplasm; nucleus.
AUGGCAGAGGCACCGGCAGCAGCAAAGAUGAUUACUUUAAAGAGUUCUGACGAACAGACCUUCGUUAUUGAGGAAUCUGUUGCAUUGCAUCAAAGGCAGUAUCUUGGCAAAGAAUUUGUGAACGUCGGUAAUAAUAUUCAAUUAUUAUUCGACUUAAUCGUGGCUUCGAAUUCUCUUAAUACAAACGGAUUGGCAUACUUGGCAAAGCACAAGGUGUGGGAGAUGAUGAGCGGUAAAACACCGGAGCAAUUACGUUCCACAUUCAACAUUGGGGCCUAUUUCACCCCUGAAGAAGAUGAACAGCAUCGCAGGGAAAAUCCAUGGGCUUUUGAAUGA